CCGCGGCGAGCCGGGGGCGUCGCCUGCCGCACGCCGGGCUGAGGGGAAGGAAAGCGUGGCGCGGGUCAGUCAGUCGCUCGGCGCAUGGAUGCGAUGCCCUGCCCCAAUGCGAGGGUGAGCUCUGGCGGCGGCGGCGGCGGCGGGGUCGGAGCGGGGCGGCAGCUGCGGUUCUCCGAACGCGACGCAGCCCACAGCCCCAGCCCGGACGGCGGCGGCGGCGGCGGCGGCUGCUUGUGCGCCGGCAGCAAUGGCGGGCCCUUUGUCGAGGCGCCGCCUCCCGCGCCGCUGGGAGCCCAGCUCAAGCUCCUGCCCAUGAACGACCAGAUCCGCGAGCUGCAGACCAUCAUCCGCGACAGGACCGCCAGUAGGGGUGACUUUGUCUUUUCUGCUGAUCGCCUGAUCAGGCUUGUGGUCGAAGAGGGGUUGAAUCAGCUGCCAUACACAGAGUGCACAGUAACCACUCCAACAGGAUACAAGUACGAAGGAGUGAAAUUCGAGAAGGGGAACUGUGGAGUCAGCAUAAUGAGAAGCGGCGAGGCAAUGGAGCAGGGUUUGCGUGACUGCUGCAGAUCCAUCCGAAUAGGAAAGAUCCUCAUCCAGAGCGACGAAGAGACCCAGAGAGCCAAAGUGUACUAUGCAAAGUUCCCGCCUGACAUCUAUAGGAGAAAGGUUCUCCUCAUGUAUCCCAUACUGAGCACGGGCAACACUGUGAUUGAGGCUGUGAAGGUUCUCAUCGAGCACGGAGUGCAGCCGAACGUCAUAAUCCUGCUAAGUCUGUUUUCUACACCCCACGGUACAUUGAAGCAAUAGAGCACAGACCGCUGAUAUCAGGUGCCAAAUCAAUCAUCCAGGAAUUCCCAGAGAUCACCAUUUUAACGACAGAAGUUCAUCCUGUUGCACCAACACACUUUGGACAGAAGUAUUUUGGAACGGACUGAAGUACAUAAUCAUGUUGUCAUUUAUUACCAUGUACCUUUUUUUCUACGUUUUAUAAUUAGAAGUGGAGGUGUCUGACUGUGUUUAACCCCUUUUUUUGCCGAAGGUAAAAAUAGCUGGUUUGUAAACUUUUUUUUAUUUAAAAGGGGAAAUUUUUGAUCUGCUUUUUUUCUAUUUUUCUUGAGUUUGGGGCAACAAUGAAGCACAUUAGAUUGCUACAGAUGUCUAAUAGUGCGUGUAUCUAAAUUGCUGCACUCAAAAGUCUCUUUAUUUAUUCUGGAGCCAUUUUAAUUGGCUGCUUGCUAGUGCAAAAUAAAAUGUGAAGGGCACCGCCUCAGGCCUGUUCUGUCCCAUCUUUCUUGCAUUCUUUUGGAACCUUUCAGAGGAGGUGGGCACUCAGCUCCGACAAGACCAAGUGGCCGGCAAAGCCCAUCAAGCAGUAGCUGGAGGUUGUAGCGUAAAGAUGGUCGGUUCUGUUCUCUAGCAACAUGGUGCUUACGUGCCUGAAACAGACACUGCAUCUCUGCAAGUCCAGAGGAUGGCUCAUCAUUCCCAAGACGAACACUUGACGUCUACCUGUGCAUGAACAUGAACAGAGUAUCAAGUGGCAUGCGUUGCCUUGAGACCAAGACACUGCAUUUGUGGAAUAGCUCUGUAGAUCCAUUUCAGUUCUCGGUAUUUCAGGUUGGGAGUAUUUCAAUUUGACUUAGGUCUAGUGAUAAGUACGAUGAACUUGUUAUCUUGCGGGGAGGCAACUUUCUAGCAUUUCAAAGCCACGUUUUGGCUGUCUUAGCCAAUCGGUUGUGUUCUCUAUGCACCUCCUAUAUUUUCUUCCCAUUGAUCAUGGUAACUGUAUGUAUAUAUGCCUGAGGCACGUGGAUACCCUGUUUCCCCGAAUAUAAGGCAUCCCCUGAGAAUAAGACGUAGUAGAGGUUUUGCUGAAGUGCGAAAUAUAAGACAUCCCCCGAAAGUAAGACGUAGCAUAGUUUUUGUUUGGAAGCAUGCCCGGCGAACAGAACACAGAAAAAUAAGACAUCUCCUGGAAAUAAGACAUAGCGCGUUUUUGGGAGCAAAAAUUAAUAUAAGACACUGUCUUAUUUUCGGGGAAACACGGUAUCACUUAGUAACAGUUCCAGCACUUCUCAUGGAGGGAUGUGCUUGAAAAUGCAGUCGUGCCUGCUGAAUUUUCAGAAGCCGGAGAAGUGGUUUGCUCAGUCUUCCAGUGCACAGUUCUUGCCCUCCCAACGACUGGCUAUAAUAAAAUAAAUAAAUGCAAAAUUCA
Molecule: messenger RNA, 2218 nt
Organism: Sphaerodactylus townsendi
Lineage: Eukaryota; Metazoa; Chordata; Lepidosauria; Squamata; Sphaerodactylidae
Gene: UPRT
Product: uracil phosphoribosyltransferase homolog
Exons: 7
Coding region: 85-810 (241 amino acids)
Source: RefSeq, a predicted model, not a curated record